GCCGCCCGCCCCAAGGCCCACGCGGGGUGGAUGCGCGAGGUCGCUCCGCGGCUUGGCGGGCGGUGCCCGGCCAGAGCCACGAGGAGGGCGCCCCCGCGCCGUCUGCACGCCGGCGCCGCCGCCCGCACAGCCCCCUGCUCGCGGUGGCAGCCCCCCGAGUAUCCACGAGAGGAGGGCCAGCCCCUGCCCCCCCGGAGCUUAGGACUUAGUCUCUCCCCCCGCACUGUGCCCCUCAACCCCAGCGUGACCCAGACCCUGGAGGAAGGCCCAGGAGUGCCCCCGAACAGGGGAGCUGCGCUGGGGAGCCCCCGGGCAGAGUGGCGGGUUUCUGCCCUCUCCGGGGAGCUGAGAACUCCCUGACUUCCGGUCCGUGGCCUGGAGGAGGAGAGCGGCCUGAAGAGUGGGAACAGGCCACGAUUGUGCCGAGACUAAACUCGGCUCAGGGGGUCUCCACAGGAUGAGUAUAGGGGGUCGUGGUUGUGAAGAUGGAAGACCCCCAAGUGGGUAAGAGAUUCCAUGUGGACCAGAUACCCCAGUGGAUCAGAGACCCACGGGAACCAUAGACCCCAAAUGGACCAGAGGCCGCAAGUGACCAGAGAUCUCGGUGGAUCAGAGAUCUCAGUGGAUCAGAGAUCCCAAGUGGAUCAAAGAUCCCAGGUGGACCAGAAACAGAUCUCCAGAGAAUAAGAGAUCCCAGGGGACCAGAGCCCCCCGUGGAUGGGAGCCCAUUCCUGGAGCACCCCCUGCCCUAAGGUUGGCCUCUGUCCCACAGCACACCCCUGCUGAAACAGACACAGGAAGUUCCGUAGAGGGGACAGUGACUCCCAGCACUCCCUCGGUUCAGGACACAUGCCUGGGAGGUCACGGGAAAGAACACAUCACGCCGUGGAAGCAGCCCUACGCUGUUUAUUCCACACAGGCCUCUGGGUUUGGGGAGAUCUCAGACCGAGGGAAUUGGAGUCUUCUGUCCUAAAGGACCCCGUUACAGUGGGGGCACUGGAGACGGCCAUUUCUCCCACCUUCUGCCAGGACAGGGUAUGUGCAGACAAGAGUUUUCCAAGAGUUUCCUGAGUUCCUUCGCACGGGGCCUGGGCUCUGUAGAUGGUUAGAUCCUCACCUCCAAUGCUGCUGGGUGGAAGGUGGGAAGUUUCGGCAAAAAAAGUGGGAUUUGCCUGUGGAGGGUCCCCUAGCUACCCUCUGGGUCACAUUGUCAAACUUCAGGUAUUUCAUGUUGAUCAAAUCAGAAGGGUCUCCAUACGGGAAUCCCCUGACUCCUAAUCCAUUGUGUCUAUGUGAUUCUGGGUCACAUCAGGCAGUGCUCAAGGCUGACUCCUGACUCUGUUCAGGGCCCACUCCUGGCUCUGGGCUCGGCUCACUCCUGGUUCUGUGCUUAGGGGCUACAUGUGGUUUGGGGGUUGCACCCAUGCUCAUGGUGUUCUGGGCAUGCCCAUUUUGGUUGCCCUGCCUGUGUGUGGUCGGUGCCACACACCAGGCUCCUCUCCCCUUUUCCCUGCCUUUCCAUAAUGGGAUUUUCGUGAGUAAGUUAUAUCAGGAGCCAAAGCAGUAGCAUAGUGGGGAAAGUACUUUCUUCGCAUGUGGCCAACUCAUGUUCAGUCCUCAGCACCCCACAGGGUUCACCGAGCCCCUCCAGGGGCGACCUUGGAGCACAGAGCUGGAAGUCUGCACUGAGCACUGCCAGGUGUGUCCCCAAGCAGAAUCGGUGUAUCCAGCAGAAAAUUACGGCAUCCAGAUGUCCUUCACAAAGUCCUUUGCCUUGAGCUGUGACUAGAACCUUCUUGUUGGGGAUGGUGGGGCUGGAGUAGGGCCAGAAUCUCUUCUGGGGCCUGGAAUGGAGCUGCCCGGGGCCAGACACCACCAGCACACCGUGGCCGUAUGUGCCACAGGCUUGUAAGGUCAGCCUGCUGCUACCCCCACGCCCUCCGAGGUGCUCCCGUCGCCUCAUCCCCCGACGCCUAUGUGCGUCCGUCCGUUUCGGGGCUUCUGCGCCCCACAGUGGGUCUGCAGGGUCUGCUCUUGGCUGGCCCCCACUGCCCACCCAUUUCAUGAAGCAUUUCAUGUGCAUUCAGGGACCCCUAGACUGGGUGGAAACUAGAAGAUGGGGCAGGGAUGUAGAGGCAAAGGACUGCAACCCCAGGUUGACCCCCCAGAGCCGCACGAACCCCCCAGCAUGGUAGAGCCUGGAGGAGCCCCUCAAACAAAAAACUGUCCCCCAUCCGGAUGCUUUGUCAUUUGUUUAGGGGGUGCACCUGGUGGUGCUUGGGAAAUACUGCCGGCUCUGUACUCGGGAACACUCCUGGCAGGGCUCAGGGAUGAUACAGGGUGUUGGGACUGAGCCCAGCCUGGCCCUGUGCCAAGCGAGCGCCCUGCCUGCAGUACUGCCGCUGGGCCCCACCAAAUGCUUCCUUUACUUCCACCCGCACCGCCCAGAUGUAAAGUUCAGGCUUUGUUUUUUCCUUUGCUCAGGAGGUCAAAAAUAAUUUUUAAGAUCUUGUAUUUGGAGCUUUGGGGCCACCUGCCACCCCUUUUCCCUCUGCUCCGGAGACACUGCGAAGUGCACAGAGGGCUUGUACCGUACCAGGCUUCGAAUCAAGGCCCCGUACAUGCCGGAGCAGAUGGUGGUCAUUCGCCCCUUCCCCACCCAACCCUGCCCACCUGUACUCGCCCUUGAGUGCCACAAGAAAGAAAUGCGCCAUCCAAAGCACCGGCUCCAACAGAGGGUGGGUUGGAGAUACAGCCGGGCUUCAAAGGAAUUGAGGCCUCGGGUUCGACCCCAGCCGUAAGCAUCCUGACCUGCUGCAGGAGGCUCGUGCCUACCCAUUUACUAAAGUGGGGCUUACUGCGCUGCUCCCUGUGCUGCUCCCUGCGCUUCCUCCAUAACUCCCCACGGGCUGUCUCUGCGCUUCCUGCGUAGCGCCCCUAGCGUAACUACUCGUGCCCUGCCUCCUGUGCUUCCUGCGUAACGCCCGUGCCCUGCCCCCUACGCCUCCCGCGUAACGGUCCGGGCCCUGCUCCCUACGCCUCCCGCGUAGCGCUCCGGGCCCUGCCCCCUACGCCUCCCGCGUAGUGCUCCGGGCCCUGCCCCCUACGCCUCCUGCGUAACGCCCGUUCCCUGCCCCCUACGCCUCCCGCGUAGCGCUCCGGGCCUGCCCCCUACGCCUGCUGCGUAGCUCCUCGUGCCCUGCCUCGGCCCUCCGAGAGCCGAGCCCGCGUACAGGCCCGGGGUUGACGAUCUGCGAACUACGCGGCUUCACCUCCGCCCGCUCCCACGCGCCACCCACGUCUACUACAGGCGUUAGCCCCCUCAAGGGCCAGCAGUUGUGCUAGUGCGGGGCAGGGUGUGAGCGAGGCCGCGCAGACAUGGCGCUGGGAGACUCCCCCGGUCUUCGCGCUCCGUGGGCGUGUCCUCGGCUCGCGUCUCCUCCAAUCGGGGCCCCGGGCGGGCCACGCUUCCCUGAUUGGGGCGGGGCUUACUGGCUCCCCCGUCCUUCUAUUGGUCGAAUGUGGAAUCGCGACGUUCCGUGGCGGGCCGUUGCCCUAGCAACGCGCGGAGCACGGGGGCUAGGCCCCUUGUGACUGGCCCGCGGUCCGAGCUGGCUUGCGAUGCGGCUGCGCCCUCCGGGAUCUGGGACGAGAGAAUCCUUCGAAGGCCAGUGAGCUUCUCGGCCCGGACCCAUCACCCGCUGUCUCGGCUUCCAAGAGCCAGAUGACAACGGAAGAGCGCGCCCACCUGGUGCACCUGCUCAAGCUGAGCAUCAAGGUCCUCCUGCAGUCGGCGCUGAGCCUGGGCCGCAGCCUGGACGCGGAGCAUGCGCCGUUGCAGCAGUUUUUCGUGGUCCUGGAGCAGUGCCUCAAACACGGCCUCAAAGUGAAGAAGAGCUUCAUUGGCCAGAACAAGUCCUUCUUUGGGCCCUUGGAGCUGGUGGAGAAGCUGUGCCCCGAAGCUGCAGAUAUAGCCACUAGUGUGAGGAAUCUCCCGGAACUCAAGACGGGGCUGGGGCGGGGCCGAGCCUGGCUCUACCUGGCGCUCAUGCAGAAGAAGCUGGCGGACUACCUGCGCGUACUGGUGGACCACCGACACCUGCUCAGCGAGUUCUACGAGCCACAGGCUCUGAUGAUGGAGGAGGAGGGAACUGUGGCCGUCGGGCUGCUGGUGGGCCUCAACGUGCUGGACGCCAACCUCUGCUUGAAAGGGGAAGAUCUCGACUCCCAGGUCGGGGUCAUCGAUUUCUCACUCUACCUGAAGGACCUCCAGGACCUGGAGUCUGGCAAAGAGCAGGAGCGAAUCACGGAUGUCCUGGACCAGAAGAACUACGUGGAGGAGCUGAACCGACACUUGAGCUGCACCGUGGGUGAUCUCCAGAGCAAGAUCGACGGCCUGGAGAAGACAAACUCAAAGCUCCAAGAGGAGCUCUCCGCUGCCACUGACCGGAUCUGCUCGCUCCAGGAGGAACAGCGGCACUUACGGGAACAGAACGAACUGAUUCGGGAGCGCAGCGAGAAGAGCGUGGAGGUCACAAAGCAGGACACGAAAGUGGAGCUGGACACGUACAGGCAAACCCGGCAGGGGCUGGACGAGAUGUACAGUGACGUGUGGAAGCAGCUGAAGGAGGAGAAGAAAGUCCGCCUGGAGCUGGAGAAGGAGCUAGAGCUGCAGAUCGGGAUGAAGACGGAGAUGGAGAUCGCCAUGAAGCUGCUGGAGAAGGACACCCACGAGAAGCAGGACACGCUGGUGGCCCUGCGCCAGCAGCUGGAGGACGUCAAAGCCAUAAACUUACAGAUGUUCCACAAAGUGCAGACGGCGGAGAACAGCCUGCAGCAGAAGGACGAAGCCAUUGGGGCUCUGGAAGACAAAACCAGCCACGUCGUGUCCAGCAUGAAGCAGAUGGAAGAGAGGUUGCAGCUGGCCGAGCAGGCCCGUCAGGGCGCAGAGGACCGGAGUCGGCAGCUGCAGCAGGAGCUGGGCAGCCGGAGAGGGGCGCUGGAGCGGCAGCUGGCCCAGCUGCAGGAGCAGUGCUCCAGCCUGGAGACGGAGCUGAAGGCGGAGAAGGAGCAGAGACAGGGGCUCCAGCGCCAGCUGCAGCAGGAGAGGGAGGGCGCCGCGCGGCUGCACGCGGAGCUGCAGGAGCUGCAGGCGCUGAGAAAGGAGCUGCGGGAGCUGCAGGACGAGAAGGAGGAGCUGCAGAAGGUCUGCAGGGAGCAGGAGCAGGCACUCCAGGAAAUGGGCCUGCACCUCAGCCAGUCGAAGCUGAAAAUGGAAGACAUCAAAGAGGUGAACAAGGCCCUGAAGGGCCAUGCUUGGCUGAAGGACGAUGAAGCCACCCACUGCAAGCAGUGCGAGAAGGAGUUCUCCAUCUCCCGGAGGAAGCACCACUGUCGCAACUGCGGGCACAUCUUCUGCAACGCCUGCUCCAGCAACGAACUGGCCCUGCCCUCGUACCCCAAGCCCGUGCGCGUGUGCGACAGCUGCCACACGCUGCUGCUGCAGGGCUGCUCGUCCACUGGUUCCUAGGGCCCCAUUCACUCUGGGAGAGGGGAGGGAGGCCACAGGGUUGUCGCUGCCAAGUCCCCGGCCAAACACCAACCUCUUUUGUAGCUUUGUUCCUGCCACAUCCCAGGAAUUCCACCUACCCCUCUCCUUGACCCCUCCCCACUGCUCCCCCUCACCCCUUCCUUGAACUGCAAUAAAUUAUCUAUUUUUCA
Sorex araneus (European shrew) is the source of this 5721-nucleotide messenger RNA. It is a transcript of the gene RUFY1, whose product is annotated as RUN and FYVE domain containing 1. Bases 3725 to 5530 code for a protein of 601 amino acids. The transcript has 18 exons. Gene Ontology annotation, molecular function: metal ion binding. The record is from RefSeq and is a predicted model, not a curated record. Gene Ontology annotation, biological process: regulation of endocytosis; protein transport. Gene Ontology annotation, cellular component: cytoplasm. NCBI's taxonomy places the organism in Eukaryota, Metazoa, Chordata, Mammalia, Eulipotyphla, Soricidae.